Sodiomyces alkalinus F11 is the source of this 415-nucleotide messenger RNA. RefSeq lists its product as hypothetical. Bases 124 to 303 code for a protein of 59 amino acids. The record is from RefSeq and is a predicted model, not a curated record. NCBI's taxonomy places the organism in Eukaryota, Fungi, Ascomycota, Sordariomycetes, Glomerellales, Plectosphaerellaceae. The transcript has a single exon.
GCAGGUUGACUUUGACCUGAAAGUCGUAUUCUGAACGUUGAACUUACAAGUGCGAGGACUGGCUCGACAAAAAACCCCUCUUGGAAUAGCGGCCAUUCGAGAGGGCCGUUGUUCGCAACUUGCAUGAGUGCAACGGCGUUCCAUGGUUCGUUCCAUGGGUCUCCUUUAAAACGACGGUAUCCCCAGCGUCACCGCAUCUUAGUCCUCAAACCACCGACUGGACGACGAUCUUCCCCUCUCAGCCCGGAUUCCGUCCCUUUGUUCCAAGAACCCAGAUCCCGUCCCUUGCGCCUCGUCUCGUAACCACACGAUCGGUCCCAGGGCUAACUUCUUUUGGGGUUGCUACCCGUCCUCCUCUCAGCAACUGGCUACGAAGUAGUACUUCGUACCGAUCAAGUAGUCCUUGCGAAAACAC